CACUUCUCCAUAAAACAGCAUCGCAUCCUUAUCCUCUUAAAAAGACACAACCCGUUGAUCAGAUAACGAAGAUGCCGCGCGCAGAAGCAGGAAGCAACAAGGCCAUCAGCAAUGGCAUGAAAGCGAAAGGUCUAGGCCGAUUGCGCUGGUAUUGCCAAGCAUGCGAGAAGCAGAUGCGCGAUGAGAAUGGAUUUAAAUGCCACGUCCAAAGCGAAAGCCACGUUCGACAAGUGCUGUUGAUCGGCGAGGAUCCGAAGAAAUAUAUCGAAGACUACAGCAAGGAGUUUGUUCAGAAUUUUGUGAAUAUGUUGCGCACGACGCAUGGCGAGAAGAAGGUGCAGGUCAAUCAGUUCUAUCAGCAGGUUAUUCAGGAUAAACAUCACAUUCACAUGAACGCAACGAAAUGGAAGAGUCUAACGCAAUUCGCUGCACACCUGGGCCGAGAAGGAAUCUGCCGCGUCGAGGAAACGGAAAAGGGAUUAUUCGUGUCGUGGAUCGACAAUAGCCCCGAGACAAUGAAGCGACGCGAAACCAUCAUGCGAAAAGAGCGACAGGAUAAAGGCGAUGAAGAACGGGAGCAGAGGCAAAUCCAGGAGCAGAUCGAGCGGGCGCAAAAAAAUGCAGACAAGGAAGAUGAGUUGGACCCCGAGGCGAAGUUGCUGCAGCGGAAGGAGGGUGAGAAGGUCAAGUUGAACAUCGGGUUCGGCGCAAAGCCUGAGUCUGAGAAACAAUCGUCUCCUGAACAGAAAGAUAAAUCAACAACACCGGAAGCUGCCACCGCUCCGGCUGCAGAAGCGCAUGCGCCAUCUGCCGAAGCCGCACCAGCACCAGCACCGAAGAUUUCGAUGUCCCUUGGUGGUGGAAAUAAACCGAAGAAUGUGUUUGCGGCGGCUGCGAAGAAGAACCCGCUUGCCGGGAAGAAGGGACCGGUUAUGGAGGCCCCGAAGAAGAUGACAGAGCAGGAGAGGAUUAUGAAGGCUGAGAUGGAGACUAUGGAGCGGAAGCGGUCUCGUGGGCCGUCUGGAUUCCCUAAUGCUAAGCGGCCUAAGGUUUCAUGAGUACUUAACGAUGAUCUCUCGUGUACUGUCGCGCCGCGACCCCCAUCCUUUGGACUAUGAUGUCUCCACGCCCCGCAAGACAGAUCUCUAAACGUCCUAUCACCGACCUGGGUCCAGUCACGUCAACAACAUCCACUGGCAUUUCCCUUGCGAUUGGAUAUGCAAGGCUGCAAAAUUUGGAUCUAUUCUGGAUAUUGGCGCUCAGAAAGAACACUGAAACCGGGCAGGACCCUGCAUUGAUCUAUAAUCGGAUGAUCGAGUGGUCAGAAUAUACCCUGUAUAUAGUCACGAAGCGCUAUACGUCCCAGGCUGUUUAAUUUAUCGCAGACUGCGAUCAUAAUAUUUUACUGGUUAUCGGGAUAAGCUCAACGGCAUAUUGUAUGUGGCCCACUUAGGGUUUGGCCUGGAGAUUUAGGCAUGGACUGAAAUAUAACUAACUAGGGUUGAUAUGACUAUAUUGAUAUCAUAGAACUGAUUAGCAAUUGAGCAAUGAGGAUGG
Aspergillus ruber CBS 135680 is the source of this 1557-nucleotide messenger RNA. Its product is annotated as putative C2H2 finger domain protein (Kin17). Gene Ontology annotation, biological process: DNA damage response; DNA replication. Gene Ontology annotation, molecular function: double-stranded DNA binding. The transcript has 4 exons. Bases 72 to 1058 code for a protein of 328 amino acids. The record is from RefSeq and is a predicted model, not a curated record. Gene Ontology annotation, cellular component: nucleus. NCBI's taxonomy places the organism in Eukaryota, Fungi, Ascomycota, Eurotiomycetes, Eurotiales, Aspergillaceae.